This is a messenger RNA of Oncorhynchus keta (chum salmon), 1291 nucleotides long. Its product is annotated as transcription factor LBX1-like. Gene Ontology annotation, molecular function: DNA-binding transcription factor activity, RNA polymerase II-specific; DNA binding. Gene Ontology annotation, biological process: regulation of DNA-templated transcription. The transcript is spliced from 2 exons. NCBI's taxonomy places the organism in Eukaryota, Metazoa, Chordata, Actinopteri, Salmoniformes, Salmonidae. Bases 173 to 1000 code for a protein of 275 amino acids. The record is from RefSeq and is a predicted model, not a curated record.
UAAAUGUUUCUUUUUGCAAGAAGGUUUGCAGCCAUGGCGUGCAUUUGGUGACUGUAAUGUGAAUGUUUCUUCGAUAGGGUUCGAUAUAAUUUGAUUAUCUGUGUUUGUUGUUUUCGUUAGCAUUUCAAAAACAUUUUAAAGUUAGCUUGCGUAACGACUAACGCACCUGAUAAUGACAUCCAAAGAAGUCGCCGAAUGUGACGCGGUCGAGAAUAGGAGGCGAAGUCCGUUGGACCAUCUUCCUCCGCCUGCAAACUCGAAUAAGCCACUGACACCGUUCAGUAUCCAAGACAUUCUCAACAAACCCUCCGUGAAACGAAGUUACACCAUUUGUGGGACAGCACACCUGAUUUCAUCGGCUGAGAAGCACCGUUCGUCCAGCAUCUCUGCUCUGGCCAACAGGGCACUGCUCACACAAACCUCACCACUCUGCGCCCUGGAAGAACUAGCCAGCAAAACCUUCAAGGGGCUCGAAGUUAGCGUUCUGCAAGCAGCUGAAGGGAGAGACGGAAUGACACUCUUUGGGCAAAGAAACACCCCGAAGAAGCGAAGGAAGUCCAGGACUGCCUUCACCAACCACCAAAUCUACGAAUUAGAGAAAAGAUUCCUGUAUCAGAAAUAUUUGUCUCCCGCUGACCGAGACCAAAUCGCCCAACAACUGGGUCUAACGAACGCCCAAGUCAUCACGUGGUUCCAGAACAGGAGAGCCAAACUAAAGCGAGAUCUGGAAGAGAUGAAGGCCGACGUUGAGUCGGCCAAAACUAUAGGUGACGGUAUUGUACCUCUGGAGAAACUCGCCAAGCUCGCUGACCUCGAGAAAUGCGCCAACGGAACACUCGGACAUCACCCGCGAGCCGAUUCUCCCGCGCAGAGCGGCGGACGAGAGUACGAGCUCGCUCGCAAGCUGCGGAUGUCCCCCCUGUCGCCGUUUUCAGACCACACAACAAGUAAAGAAUGCUCAGAGGACGACGAAGACCUAGAAAUUGAUGUGGAUGACUGAUUGCGCAGUGGGAUAAUGAAAUAUAAAAAUGACGACAACAAGCAGUAACAAUCCUUACUACGAUUGCAACUUUUCCCUGCUUAUAUUCGUACAUCAUCUCAGAACAUUUACUAGUCUGUUGUGACUUUUGUAUCGGCACACAGAUAUUCACAGUAAGCAUGAACAGUACAACAAAUAGCAUAUGCAGUGCUAUAUCCAUUUGUAUUCAUCAGCAGUCGGACAUUUUCCUCUUCAAAUGUCAAUGAAAGCAAUAUAGGUUUCAUAAUCAGAACUAAAGAUAAUGUUAUUAUU